Molecule: messenger RNA, 1218 nt
Organism: Striga hermonthica
Lineage: Eukaryota; Viridiplantae; Streptophyta; Magnoliopsida; Lamiales; Orobanchaceae
Source: the annotation of a GenBank genome assembly
AUGGCCGCCACCGCCUCAAGCUUCCUUUUACAGGACCCAACCCUCAGAUUGAAAGAACACCUAUACCACUCUCCUCAAUCCCCGGCCCACAAUUCCUUCGCCUAUCUCAGGGUUUUUCGCAUCAAAUCUCUCAGAACACUCGGCGUCAAAUGCUAUCUUUCGCCCAUCAAUGAUGGGUCCGAUCGCCCUUACCAGGAUAUUGGUCAGAAGAAUGGCGUAUUCGCGAAAUUGGAGACCGAUAAUAAGAGGAAUCAUUUUGAGCUUGUGUCUAGCUGCAUAAAAAAUGCGCUCAAGGCGCUGAAAAGACCCGCGGCGGCGGCUGUUCUCGUGGGGCUGCUGUUGGUGCACAACCCUGAUUGGGCGCUGGCCGCGGGCUCCGGUGGGCGUAUGGGCGGCAGUUCCUUCUCUUCGCGGUCUUCGACUUCGUCCUCGUCGAGGAGUUACAGUGCUCCUAGGUCGAGGUCGUCUUUGGGAUCCGAUUCUGGUUUCUCAUAUUCCGUUCCGUACUACGCGCCCUCUCCGUUUGGCGGCGUGUUCUUAGGUCCGGCCGUCGGAGUGGGGUCCUCUGCUUCCCUAAUUUUCGUUGCGUUCGUGGCGUUUAUUUUGGUUUCUGGGUUUUUGUCCGAGGGUUCCGAGAACAGUAGUCUGCUCACGGCUACUGAGAAAACGAGUGUGUUGAAGCUGCAGGUGGGGUUGUUGGGUUUAGGGAGGUCACUCCAGAAGGAUCUCAACCGAAUUGCAGAAACCGCGGAUACAUCAAGCUCAGAGGGUUUACACUAUGUAUUGACUGAGACGGUGCUAGCUUUGCUUCGGCAUCCUGAUUAUUGCAUUUCUGCCUAUUCUUCAGUUGAUAUAAAGAGGAGCAUGGAAGACGGGGAGAAAAGAUUUAAUCAACUUUCUAUUGAAGAACGUGGUAAGUUUGAUGAGGAAACUCUUGUCAACGUCAACAGCAUUAGAAAGCAGAGCUCAACUCGCCUGAGAGCAAGUGGAUUUAGCAAUGAGUACAUAGUGAUCACGAUUUUGGUGGCAGCCGAAGGACAACACAAGCUGCCUUCUAUCAAUAGCAGUAAAGACUUGAAAGAAGCUUUACAAAAGCUAGCAUCCAUCCCAUCACGUAAAACUCUGGCGGUUGAGGUGCUGUGGACCCCUCAAAAUGAAGAUGAUACUCUAUCCGAACGAGAACUACUGGAAGAUUAUCCCUUAUUGCGUCCUCUCUAA